Molecule: messenger RNA, 1282 nt
Organism: Myxozyma melibiosi
Lineage: Eukaryota; Fungi; Ascomycota; Lipomycetes; Lipomycetales; Lipomycetaceae
Exons: 4
Coding region: 244-1083 (279 amino acids)
Biological process (GO): protein import into nucleus
Cellular component (GO): cytoplasm
Source: RefSeq, a predicted model, not a curated record
CACAACUCAGGGUGGUCUACCACCACCGCCGAUCAAACCUGCCGAGGACUCGAUCGCAAGGCAAAGUCCGCGGGCUUCUGCUGGUGGUAUUCCGAAAGUAAAAGUACUAGCCACGCCGCCGCCUGCUCGAUCGCCGAUGCCUUCUUCGUCUAGCUCGAUUACUCCUCCCGCGCCGGUGCCGGUGCCAAUCACUGGCGUACUAGUGGGUCGUUGUCGCUCUCGCCGACGAAUUCGUAUCAGCAGAUGUCGACUGCGAACGAGGAGGAGUUGCAGCACAUGGUUGAUAUCUACUUGCAGCUGAACAACAACAACACCAACAGCAGCCGUACUAGCGAUAGUCCGAGCGGUGAGAAGAAUGCCGGGAAUCAGACCAAGCUGACGAGUGAAUUGAAACGGCCGAAUCGGGCAUCAUCGCGGCGCGCAUCGUUGAAAGCUGCAUCUGAAGCCGUCCCCGAGGCCGUGAUUGUCGACGACGAGGAAGAGCAUGCACCCAAACCUCCUGCAGACGACGAGGGACUUGUGCAUAAGGCUCCGGUUGUGAGCAGCAUAAAAGAAGAAGAGGCGGUUGAUGGCGAGGUCGAGGAUUAUGUGUAUGAUGUGUAUUAUCGGGAAAAAAUGCUUGGGUCGACGUGGGAGGGAGGGCAGUAUGGGUUACUGUUAUACAACACGGAGCAGGAUUUCGAGGAUCUGAUAUUUGAUGAGAACGACGACGGGGAUAAUUCCGACUACGGCCUUAGCGACGAUGAGGAUUCGAAUGCGGAGGAUUACUAUGGGAACGACUACCCCGACGAGGAAGAUUUCGAAGAGGAAGAAGACGAGGAGACAGAGUUUGUAAGUGAAGGACGGAGCGGUCUCGGCGCGGAAGCAGAGGAGGGCGGAGAAGCCGAGAUCGACGCGGAUGACUUUGAUGGGUAUGAGUAUGAGGAAUGUGCGCCGCGGUUCGCGGACGACGACGGGGACCGGUCGAUGGAGGGCGGGGUGGGGUUGCAGGAUAUCAUGGAGCUCGAGGAUUCAGCAGAGUCUGAUUCUGAUUUCGCCGAGCGGAUUCUGAGCAGUCUGCGGCAGAAGGACGGGCUGCCAUAAAUAGAAGUUUUGACAUUUAAAGACGCGUAUCGAGCGGCUCGAGAAGGUUUUCCCGAGGCCGAGCGCGCGCCACUCUUGGUUCUUCUGCUCUUUUUCAUCACCGACAACCAAACAAUCUUCUUCACAAAGUCGAGAUCCGCUGCGCCGAUGUCCAGAGUCGCGAUAUAGACCGUCGAGCACCGCCUCAUACUCAGCAACG